AUGCAAGAGGAAAAAAAUCUAAUUAGAUAAAGCGAUAGCAACAUUGCUCCUUUCAGUUUAGAUGACGAAAAUGUUUAUAAUCUACCAACUAAGUCAUAAGUGAAGCCUUCUUAGCUUUACCACUCAAGCAGAAAAGAACUUGAAAAAAGCAAUAAAGAUAUCCAAAAUCUUGUUGAAUAAAUAGAUAAAGUACUUGAAACUCACCUUUAUACAUGGGACAAUGUGAAUAAUUGGCAGUUCAACUUACCUUCCACUAUGUUUACUGGAAAUGAAGCUCCCAUUCAGUUCUUUUAACCUAAGUAGGAGAUUGGAACAAGCGAAAUGAAAAAAUUAACUCCUGAUCAAUGCUUGUAGAUUAAGCAAAAAGGUGAAUUCUAAGUGCAAGGUCAAACUGAAGACCAGGUCACUACUUGGAAAAUAAAUGAUUGGAUUAUAAGAGGAGAGGAGUAAAUUACAAAAAGCUUUUAGUAGGCUCUUAGUGUGGCAUGGCAUUAAUUAUUGCAAAUACAAUGCAGAAUUACUCCUAAAUUUGCUAGAAAUUACUUUUUAAAAUCACAAAUCUUAAACCCAAAUCUAGUUGAUGGGUUCUAGACAAUUUUGUCUCUCUUCUCAAAGGCUUUGAAUCUAACUUUUGGUAUAAAGAAAGUUUAAAUUUACUCAAAGCAGCAAGUCAUCAGUGAGAUUCUUAAGGAGAGAAUGAAAGCCACUCUUAAGCAGCACCAUUAGCAAAUGCGUGUUUCUUUCUUUGAGUUCGUAUUUAAGUCUUAGUAUUAUAGAGAUAAGUCCAAGUUUGAAUUAGAUGAAAAAGAAAUUAAAUAAUUUUAAAACGCAGUUGCUGAUUUUAACUAGCUAAGCGUAGAUUUUGAUAAGUGGGCUAGUAAAUACGAAACCGAAAAAAUAAAGGAAUUAGAGAAAUCAGAUAAAAGUGAGGAUGAAGCCUUAAUGGAGAUAUUUUAAGAAAAGUAAAAUUAUCUUUUCAAUUUGAUUUAAAGUGGCACAUAUGUCAAAGAAAAGGAUGUCUAGUAGCACUUAAUUAACUUGAUUUAGGCAACUUAGAUUACAAAUCGCUAAUACUAUGAACUAAACAAGUAAAUUAACGAAAAGGAAGCUGAGAAAAUUAAAGAGAUUAAGGAAAAACACCCUAUUAAGUCAAGAGUAGAACUUUGGAAAUCAAGAGUGGUAAAAGAAUAAAUGCAACCAAUUAUUGAAAAAUUAGUAGUUGACUGCAAUUAAAAAAUACUAAAAGAUUUAACUUAAGCCAACUUAAAAAGCGAAGUGAUACUAUUUGUUCGCUUCACUGAAUUUUAGUAGGCCUUCAAGCAGAUUUACAAUGACAACUACAAAAGAAUACAACAAUAAAGCACUACUCCUUGCAGAGUUUUUAGCACUUUCUAAAAAUAUAUGCCUCCCUACAAAAUCAUUCAAUCUAAAGAUUACAAUGGAGUAACUUUUUAUCAAUACGAAAAUGGUAAAGAGUACAAAACAAACACUGACUUUUUUGGUUGGAGAGUAGUUUUGCAAGUAUUAAGAUAUAAAGUUUGGACAAUCAAUGUCUUCAUCAAUCUAACUUAAAAUCUAAUUAAUGGCUAAUUCGGUCUCAAGAGUCUAUUCUAUACUUAGCCUUUUUCUAGAGGAACAUAUGUUGAGUAUAGGACUGGAGAGGAAAAGAACUAUGGAUACUUUCAUCCAUAUGUUUAUAUUUUAAAAACAACGUUAAAUGGAAUAAAAAAGACAAUGGAAGAUUUUGAAGCAUUACCAGAUAGAGGUUUAUUUGGCAAAAAUUUUGCUAGAGGUGUGAAAUACAUUGAGUGCUAUGUAUUUAGAUUAUUGUUUGUUGCUAUAUUCUUAGUAGGCAUUUUGAUGCCUAUUGUAAUAAUACUCAAUUGCUUAUUUAGUUUUGCUUUAGCAAUAACAAGCUGGCUUUGGAUACCUAUCACUUUGGUUUUUAGAUGGCUGUAUCACAUUUUUGUGUGGGAUUUUGAUUCUCCUACUAGACACAGCUAAAUCUAUUACCCAUAUGAUUAUUUGAGAUAUCAGACAUUUGAAAGACUACCUAUUGUUAAAGCUUCUUUUGAUUUAAUUGUUGGCCUAUUUGAGAUUAUAGUUAGUAUUAUAAGCAUGAUUUUUAUUCAUCCUUUAAUUGCAGUUCUGAGUGUAAUUUUUGCUUACUUAAGAAAAAUUUUGACUUCAAUAAGUGAUGAGAUUAUGUUCUUUGUAACCAAAAAAAUUGGACGUUAGCCCGAGAUAGACACCUUCAUUGCUUGGAAAGUAAGAGGAUCUGGAGUUACAAGAUAGUAUUCCUACUCCAUGGAUAUUGAGGAUGUUAAAUUUUUGAUGAGAUCGCACUUAGAAUCCACAGAGUUAGAAGAAUAUAAUGAGAGACUAAGAUAAAGAAUUUAAGGUCCUUAAAGUGAAUAUGAAGAGUUCUCUAGGAGUCUUUUUAAAAAUUAUGACUUACAAUAAGGCUCCAGUUAAUUCAUUAGUUAAAACAUAGCUAAGUUGCAAAGCAUCUUGUCAAAACAAAUCUAGGAUAGGAAAAAGAAAUAUCCUAAUCCUCCAAACUGUAAUAUAAAAUUCACUUAAGAAGAAUUAUCUGCAGUUUUCUAUGAGUGUGAGAGUAUGUCAAGAUAGUUUAUCGAAUAAAGAAAAAUGAGCUGGGUAUUUAAAAAAUAUGACAUUGAAGAAAAUGAUUUCAAAUCUAUUACAGAGAAGUUUUUAAUAGCAAUAUUUAAUGACCCUAACAUUCUUUAUCCUAUAAAUGAGUUGGACAAGAGAAUAGAAAUUUAAACUGUCAAAAAGUAGUAAUUUAACUCUAUUUCUAAUGCUAUUAAAGGAGAGGGCUCACUAAAGAACUUCCAAGCAAGAAUUUAACAAAGAUUUUAAAAAUUUAAGAAAUAAAUUCUCUUUCCAUUUAUUAGUAGCUCUUAAGUAAAGAGCUUUGCUUAUGAAACAAUUAAUGAUAGAUACAACUAUAUUAAAAAUUAAGAUCCUAGCAAUGUUACAUACUUCUACUCUUCAGAAAUUUAUGAGAAUGCAACAUAGUAAAAGCAGGAGUCUUCUAAAAAAUAAGAUUGA
Molecule: messenger RNA, 3075 nt
Organism: Tetrahymena thermophila SB210
Lineage: Eukaryota; Ciliophora; Oligohymenophorea; Hymenostomatida; Tetrahymenidae
Product: transmembrane protein, putative
Exons: 6
Source: RefSeq, a predicted model, not a curated record